UCGUCAUCAUCAUCUGAUGAACAUGAUGAAAUGUAUGCACUACUAUUGGAACGAAACUGUUUGCCGCGAGUUAAAAAUUUUGUUGAAAAUGUUAUUCAUCAAUAUUCCGAAACUGAUUUUAAGAAAAAUUUGCGACUUAGCCGAGAAAGCGCACAGUACCUAAUGGAAAGGUAUUCUACCUGGUAUUUGGUAAGGACAUAUCAAGGUGGAAGAAAGCAAACAAGUGUAGAAACACAAAUUCUUUCAUUUUUGUGGUUUAGUGGCAACAAAACUACCUUUAGGGAAGUGGCGAAUGUAUUUGACAUGUCAUUGUCAAAUCUUCACAGUUCUUUCCAAAAGGUUUUAAAAUUCUUAUUGGAUGAAGUAGCCCCUGAAGCUAUAAAAUUUCCACAAACUAACUUGGAAAAAGAAGUUAUUGCCAAUGAAUUUAAAAAGAUAUCUGGUUUUCCGAAUAUUUUAGGGUGUAUUGAUGGAAGCUACAUUUCUGUAAGAACUCCGAAACAUAAAAUUCGUUCCACAUACGCAAAUAGACAUGAUACAGUAUCAAUAACUCUGCAGGGCAUCUGUGAUUCGAAACUUCGGUUUCUAGACGUAUAUACUGGGGUUCCCAAUAAAAUACACGACUCUAGAAUACUGAAACUUUCUUUUAUAGGUAAAGAAUUGCCAAAUUUAUGUGCACCAAAGUACCAUUUAUUGGGUGAUUCAGCUUACUCGCUAAGAGAAUAUCUUUUAACACCGUUCCGUGAUUACGGCAACUUAAGUGAUUCGGAAAAAAACUAUAAUUUAAAAUUUUGUCGGGUACGUGUUAAAAUUGAAAAUGCCUUCGGAGUCCUUAAAAGUCGGUUUCGACAAUUGUUGCGGCUUGAUUUCCAUAAUGUUGAAACCAUGGCACAAUUUGUAAUUGCAACUUGCGUUCUCCAUAACAUUUGCAUUGAUAAAAACGAUUUUUUGUAUGAAGAAAUAACUAGCGAUGAAAUACAUAUUAAUUCCGAGCAUUACGAUGAUGACAGACGUGAUAAUUUGUUAACACAGUUAGGACAAAUAAAAAGAAAUGAAAUAAAAGAUCUUUUAUAUAAUUCAACAACAUAA
This is a messenger RNA of Calliphora vicina (urban bluebottle blowfly), 1089 nucleotides long. Its product is annotated as putative nuclease HARBI1. Lineage: Eukaryota; Metazoa; Arthropoda; Insecta; Diptera; Calliphoridae. The coding region runs from base 31 to 1089 and encodes 352 amino acids. The transcript is spliced from 4 exons. The record is from RefSeq and is a predicted model, not a curated record.